Messenger RNA from Zootermopsis nevadensis, 1820 nucleotides. It is a transcript of the gene Sar1, whose product is annotated as Secretion-associated Ras-related 1. Gene Ontology annotation, biological process: intracellular protein transport. The record is from RefSeq and is a predicted model, not a curated record. NCBI's taxonomy places the organism in Eukaryota, Metazoa, Arthropoda, Insecta, Blattodea, Termopsidae. Gene Ontology annotation, molecular function: GTPase activity; GTP binding.
CGGAAACUGAAUGACGUGGCGAUUGCCAACUGUCUAGAAGGUGACGUCUUGUUCUUACUGCUCUUGGAGAGCAGUUUUUGUGUUGUUAUAGGCGUAACAAAUUAUUAUAUUUCUAUCAGAUUUAUACGUAAUUUGUCGAAGAGAUUACAUUAUGUUCCUGUGGGACUGGUUUACCGGCGUUCUAGGAUACUUGGGAUUGUGGAAAAAAUCUGGAAAGCUACUGUUCCUAGGUUUGGAUAAUGCUGGCAAAACUACAUUACUACACAUGCUCAAGGAUGAUCGCUUAGCUCAGCAUGUACCAACAUUGCAUCCAACAUCAGAAGAACUGUCCAUAGGCAAUAUGAGAUUCACAACAUUUGACUUGGGAGGACAUCACCAAGCACGCCGUGUUUGGAAAGAUUACUUCCCCGCUGUAGAUGCAAUUGUGUUUCUGGUGGACGCAAGUGACAGAGGCCGAUUUGUUGAGAGUAAAACAGAGCUGGACUCCCUAAUGACUGAUGAGCAGCUGAGCAAUUGCCCUGUGCUUAUUCUUGGGAACAAGAUUGAUCGCCCAGAAGCUGCAUCUGAAGAUGAACUAAGGAACUUCUUUGCUCUGUAUGGCCAAACUACAGGCAAGGGUAAAGUACCUCGAGCAGAGCUCCCUGGACGCCCCCUAGAACUGUUUAUGUGCUCUGUUCUGAAGCGCCAAGGUUAUGGAGAAGGCUUCCGAUGGUUAGCCCAGUACAUCGAUUGAUGUGUCUGCCACACAUGGAUUUGUGUGUUGUGUAACAUAAGUGUGAUGAAGAGGCAGACGGUUCCAUCAGCUACUUGAAAUUUAUGAAACUGCUGUUGGAAUAUUAAUUUAAUUUUUUCCUGGGGUUUGUUUCAAGUUUGUUGUUGUUUGUGACAGUUUGAAAUGUGCAGCUCUACUAACAAAGACGGAUAAGUCAUCCUUCAACCAUUGAACAUUGUUGGAACUAGAUGAAUUGUUUAACUUGCUUCAUCAGUUAUCAAUGGGCUUUGAAUUUCAGGCAUGUUUUAUGUCUAAUUGCACAUUUCAAAUUGUGUAAUUAAUUUUGGUGAUCACUUUAGAACAAUUUUACUGAAAUGAGAAUUCUUAAUUGAGUGAGAAGUAAUAUUGUGUAAAAAGGACAUGACUUAUGACCAAACACUAGUGUUACUGUAACUGUGUACUAUUCGUAUGCGAAACAACUCAUUUUUAAUUUUGUGGUGUUAUAGUUGUUGAGGUGGGUUGUUCUGUACAAGAAUGAAUACUGUCAGUCCUUUUCUUAUUUAUCUGCAUGAUCCUCGGUCACGGAGAACCCAUCUUCGCUUCACAGAUAAUGUAUCAAUUUAAAGUGAACUCCUUUCUGCUCUCGUAACUUUGAAAGUGUUUGUCUCUAGAUCUAGUAUAGCAUUUGAUUUCAGUGAGCAACUGUAAAAUAUGCACAUGAGCAUUUUACAGAAGUGUUUAACACAUUUGUUGUAUGAAGAUUUCUGGGUUGUUACGCUGUGUAGUCUGGUAGAUGUUUACCAGCGUUUCAGAGGUUUAUAGGAGCUGGACCAGCUCAUAUAAACUUUGCGCCACCCACCCAAUUGGCAUAUUCAUCACCCUGAUGAUGGAGGCAGUAUGACCAGACUACACAGCGCAACCCAGAAGACAGAAAUCUUCAUACUUAACGCUGUGAAAACCUCAAUCAUACAUUUGUUGUAUGUUUUCUAGUUCCAAAUUCACCUUCCCUUUAUGCUACUUUUAUAGUGCUGUGGUCAUGGCUGCCAUGAGUAUGUGUUAUACAAUCUCCAUGAUAUUCUUUGUUAUAAAAUAAAAGCUCAUAACAUGA